Molecule: messenger RNA, 4173 nt
Organism: Auxenochlorella protothecoides
Lineage: Eukaryota; Viridiplantae; Chlorophyta; Trebouxiophyceae; Chlorellales; Chlorellaceae
Product: Magnesium-chelatase subunit H
Exons: 17
Coding region: 1-4173 (1390 amino acids)
Biological process (GO): chlorophyll biosynthetic process
Cellular component (GO): chloroplast
Molecular function (GO): magnesium chelatase activity
Source: RefSeq, a predicted model, not a curated record
AUGGGCACCCGCGCCCUGCCCGGCACCAUGCAAACCACCAUCGCCUCCAGCGCGAUCCCCGUGGCGUUUCACCCUGCCAAGGUUACCAAGGCAGUGGCCACCGGCCCCCGAGUACCCUCCUUCAACCUAGGAGGGCGGGAUGGCGACGAGCCCCUUAAGAUCCAGAUUGGGGAGGGCAUGAUGGGCGGGGGCUUCACCUCCCUCGACCCCGAGACCCGGCGCAUUGUCCCUGUGCCAGCGGGCCGCCCCAAGGUCAAGAUAGUGUACGUGGUAUUGGAGUCGCAGUACCAGUCCUCGCUGGCAGCAGCGGUGAACCGCAUCAACGCUGUCCAGAAGGAGGUGUGCGUGGAGAUCGUUGGCUAUCUGUUGGAGGAGCUGCGUGAUGCCACCAACUUUGCGCAUUUUAAGGCGGACGUGGCGGACGCAAACAUCUUCAUCGGCUCCCUCAUCUUCAUCGAGGACCUGGCAGACAAGGUGGUGGAGGCGGUGGGGCCCGCCCGCGACUCGCUGGAUGCCUGCCUCGUCUUCCCCUCCAUGCCCGCGGUCAUGCGCCUGAACAAGCUGGGCACCUUCCAGAUGAGCCAGCUGGGGCAGUCCAAGAGCCUGAUCGGGGACUUCAUGAAGAAUGCGCGCAAGAACAACGACAAGUUUGAGGAGAGCAUGCUGAAGCUGGUGCGCACGCUGCCCAAGGUGCUCAAGUACCUGCCCUCGGACAAGGCGCGGGACGCACGCAACUUCGUCAACGCCCUCCAGUAUUGGCUGACGGGAAACGUGGACAACCUGGAGAACCUCAUCCUGAGCACCAGCCAGGCCUACGUCCCUGCGCUCAAGGGCGUGGACUUCGAGGCCGCCGAGCCGGAGCUCCUGCCCGACGUCGGCAUCUGGCACCCACUGGCCACUCACAUGUUUGAGGACAUCAAGGAGUACCUCAACUGGUACGACACGCGUCGCGACAUGCGCACCACCGCCGACAGCCCCACCAUCGGCCUGGUCCUCCAGCGCUCCCACCUGGUUACCGGGGACGAGGGGCACUACUCCGGUGUGGUAUCCGAGCUGGAGGCGCGUGGCGCGCGGGUCAUUCCCGUCUUCGCUGGCGGCCUGGACUUCUCGCUGCCGGUCAAGAAGUUCUUCUACGACCCCCUGAAGCCCAGCAAGGCGCACGUCGACGCCGUGCUUUCUUUGACCGGAUUCGCGCUGGUGGGGGGCCCCGCUCGCCAGGACGCCCCCAAGGCCAUCACGGCGCUCAAGGCUCUCAACGUGCCCUACCUGUGCUCGCUGCCCCUGGUCUUCCAGACCACGGAGGAGUGGCUGGAGAGCCAGCUGGGCGUGCACCCGGUGCAGGUGGCGCUGCAGGUGGCGCUGCCGGAGCUUGACGGCGCCAUCGAGCCGCUGGUCUUUGCCGGGCGCGACGCGGGCACGGGCAAGUCCCACUCCCUCCCCGACCGCAUUGAGUCCCUGGCCGCGCGCACGGUCAAGUGGGCCACGCUGGCCAAGAAACCGGUGGCUGAGAAGAAGCUGGCCAUCACGGUCUUCUCCUUCCCCCCGGACAAGGGCAACGUCGGCACCGCCGCCUACCUCAACGUCUUUGGAUCCAUCUUCCAGGUCCUCAAGGAGCUGGAGGAGGAGGGGUACGAUGUGGGAGAUAUGCCCGCCGAUGAGAAGACUCUCAUGGAGUCGGUGCUCAACCAGGAGGAGGCCCGCUUCAACUCCGCCGACCUCAAUGUGGCCUACCGCAUGAGCGUGGACGAGUACAAGCGGCUGUGCCCCUACGCGACCGCCUUGGAGGAGAACUGGGGUCCGCCGCCCGGCAAGCUGAACACCAACGGACAGGCGAGGGCGGCUGGUUGUUGGCAAUGGAGGGGCAGGACUGACCUGCUGGUGUUCGGCAAGCAGUUUGGCAAGGUGUUCAUCGGCGUGCAGCCCACCUUUGGGUACGAGGGCGACCCCAUGCGCCUCCUCUUCUCCCGCUCCGCCUCGCCCCACCACGGCUUCGCGGCCUACUACACCUUCCUGGAGCAUGUGUAUGGCGCCGACGCGGUGCUGCACUUUGGCACGCACGGCUCGCUGGAGUUCAUGCCGGGGAAGCAGGUGGGCAUGAGCGGCGAGUGCUACCCCGACUCCCUCAUUGGCUCGCUGCCCAACCUCUACUACUACGCGGCCAACAACCCCAGCGAGGCCACCAUCGCCAAGCGCCGGUCCUACGCCAACACCAUCAGCUACCUCACCCCCCCGGCCGAGAACGCGGGGCUGUACAAGGGGCUCAAGGAGCUGAUCAGUAGCUACCAGUCGAUGCGUGAGACGGGGCGUGCCUCCGCCGUCGCAGCCAGCAUCAUCGAGACGGCCCGGCAGUGCAACCUCGACAAGGAUGUGGAGCUGCCCGACGCCGAGGCCAGAGACCUCACCAUGGAGGACAGGGACUCUGUCGUGGGCAAGGUGUACCAGAAGCUGAUGGAGAUCGAGUCGCGGCUGCUGCCCUGCGGGCUGCACGUGGUGGGCGUCCCCCCCACUGCCGAGGAGGCCAUCGCCACGCUGGUCAACAUCGCCGAGCUGGACCGCCCAGAUGCCGACCCACCGAUCCGGGGCCUGCCCGGCAUCCUGGCCCGGGCGGCAGGUCGCAGCAUCGAGGAGGUGUACGCGGGCUCCAACCGUGGCGUGCUCAAGGACGUGGAGGACCUUGCGCUGAUCACCGACACCUGCCGCGAGGCGGUGCGCGCCUUUGUCUCCGGCCAGGUGGACAGCGCGGGCCGCGUCAAGCGCUCCACCACCGGCGGCGGCCUGGGCCGCAUGUUUGGGCUGGAGCGCGAGGCCUGGCUGGCGCCGCUGAAGGGCACGCCCUUCGCCCGUGCCAAGCGCGAGGAGCUGCGCACGCUGUUCGACUACCUGGCGGGCUGCCUGGCCAAGAUCGUGCAGGACAAUGAGCUGGGCGCGCUGAAGUCCGCGCUGCGCGGCGAGUACGUGGAGCCCGGCCCGGGGGGCGACCCCAUCCGCAACCCGGGGGUGCUGCCCACCGGCAAGAACAUCCACGCCCUGGACCCGCAGAGCAUCCCCACCGCAGCGGCGGUGAAGAACGCCAAGGUGGUGGUGGACCGCCUGCUGGAGCGUCAGCGUCAGGAGAUGGGUGGCAACUACCCAGAGAGCAUUGCCGUCGUGCUGUGGGGCACCGACAACAUCAAGACCUACGGCGAGUCUCUGGCCCAGGUGUGCUGGAUGGUGGGCGUGCGCCCCGUCCCCGAUGCGCUGGGCCGGGUCAACAAGCUGGAGCUGGUGUCCCUGGAGGACUUGGGCAGGCCCCGGAUCGACGUCGUGGUCAACUGCUCCGGCGUCUUCCGCGACCUCUUUGUCAACCAGAUGGCGCUGCUGGACCGCGCCAUCAAGAUGGCGGCUGAGCAAGACGAGCCGCUGGAGAUGAACUUCGUGCGCAAGCACGCGCUGGCGCAGGCGGAGGAGACGGGGCGUAGCCUGCGCGACUCUGCCACCCGCGUCUUCAGCAACAGCUCCGGCUCUUACUCCUCCAACGUCAACCUGGCAGUGGAGAACUCUUCCUGGUCCGACGAGCAGCAGCUGCAGGAGAUGUACCUGUCGCGCAAGUCCUUUGCCUUCAACUCCGACCGCCCCGGCGCGGGGGGGGAGGAGUCACGCGACAUCUUUGUCUCCGCCCUGAAGACGGUGGAGGUGACCUUCCAGAACCUGGACUCCCACUACUUCGACUCCGACCCCACCAAGCUGGUCCAGGGCCUGCGCAGCGACGGGCAGAAGCCGCGCGCCUUCAUCGCCGACACCACCACCGCCAACGCCCAGGUCCGGUCCCUGGGCGAGACGGUGAGGCUGGACGCGCGCACCAAGCUGCUCAACCCCAAGUGGUAUGAGGGCAUGCUGUCCAGCGGUUACGAGGGUGUGCGGGAGAUCCAGAAGCGCCUGACGAACACCAUGGGCUGGUCCGCCACCGCGGGCGCCGUGGACAACUGGGUGUACGACGAGGCUAACAACACCUUCAUCGACGACCCGGAGAUGGCCGCGAGGUUGAUGCAGGCCAACCCCAACUCCUUCCGCAAGCUGGUGGCUACCUUCCUGGAGGCCAAUGGGCGCGGGUACUGGGAGGCAUCCGAGGACCAGAUCGAGAAGCUGCGCCAGAUGUACACUGAUGUGGAGGACAAGAUUGAGGGUGUGGAGUAG